AUGAAAGACUGUAAACCAGUGAAGACUCUCAUAGAAUUGAACACUAAGUUAACGAAACCAACAAAAAUUGAUGAAGGUGUUAUGAAAAUGUAUCCCUAUCAAAGCUUGAUAGGAGCAUUAAUGUACUUAGCUGUUACAACUCGACCUGAUAUUGCAUUUGCUGUAAACUUUCUUAGCCAGUUCAAUUCAAAUUAUAACGUGGAACAUUGGAAAGCAGCAAAACGAAUUCUAAGAUACUUUAAAGGUACAAGCAACUAUGGUCUAUUGUACGAGAAAAACAAUGAAGAAUUGUAUGGUCUGGUUGACGCUGAUUGGGGCGCUGACUUAAACGAUAGACGUUCAUAUUCAGGGUAUGCGUUCAUUAUAUCAGGAGCAGCAAUAUGUUGGGAAGCUCGAAAGCAACGUACAGUAGCGCUUUCAAGCACUGAAUCAGAAUAUAUGGCCAUAUCUGAGGCCACAAAAGAAGCAUUAUAUCUAAAGGCAGUCCUUGAUGAUGUUGUCGUUACAAGUAAGACAAUUGAAAUCUUUAAUGAUAAUCAAAGCGCUCAAAAAUUAACGGAAAGCUUCAGGUACCAUCCACGGACAAAGCACAUUGAUAUUCGUUAUCAUUUUAUUCGCAGCAAGGUUAACGACGGCACUAUUAAAAUCAAAUAUAUGCCAACAGGAGAAAUGCCCGCAGACGUCCUUACCAAAGGACUCACUACAGAAAAGCAUGUUAAUUGCUUAAGGAAAUUAGGAAUGAAAUACUAA
Molecule: messenger RNA, 750 nt
Organism: Teleopsis dalmanni
Lineage: Eukaryota; Metazoa; Arthropoda; Insecta; Diptera; Diopsidae
Product: secreted RxLR effector protein 161-like
Exons: 1
Coding region: 1-750 (249 amino acids)
Source: RefSeq, a predicted model, not a curated record